This is a messenger RNA of Salmo salar (Atlantic salmon), 6741 nucleotides long. NCBI's taxonomy places the organism in Eukaryota, Metazoa, Chordata, Actinopteri, Salmoniformes, Salmonidae. The record is from RefSeq and is a predicted model, not a curated record.
GUAGUCGUUGUCAAUUUGUUAGAUUACUUGUUAGAUAUUACUGCACUGUCAGAACUAAAAGCGCAAGCAUUUCGCUACACUCGCGUUAACAUCUGCUAACCAUGUGUAUGUGACCAAUUUUUUAGAACUGAAAUGUAAUCCUUUCUGGAACUUGAUUUCUGGCCAGGGCUGCUAACGGUCUUGGGUCCCAAUAUAAGUAUCUUGCAUUGUUAGAGGACAAGACACAUGUAUGUGAACACUUCAACACAAAACAUCGUUUUUAUUCUCUGAAAAAAAAACACAUGGUAAAACUUUUCCCCAAAGUCGUCAUUGCAUAUAAAUACAUAUCAUAAGUCAAAUAAUAAUAUUUGUAAAUGUUUAAGUAUCCUCUAGUUUACAAAAUAAAGGGGUAGAAGAAAUUAGAUUAGUCAAAAUUUGUAGCAAUAAGUGUUCAGCGUUUCACCAUGGUCCUUUUUGUUCCUUGUUCAUAAAAAUACACAGACAUUCUUCAAUCUUCCCAUCACCACGGAAUGGCCUCAAUUCUAAUCCCAUUCAUUUUCAGUUACAUGGAUGAGUGUGGGUUUGAGAGAAUUUGGAACAAAACAACAGAAAUUGGUAGACUACUAAAAUAUACAGCAACAGGAGAGGCAAAUAUAGCCUGGUAACAGCCCAGUUUGUGCUUUAUAACCAACCUGCCGUGUAAGCAACAGUUUAUGGCAUACAAUGACUGACAGAGGAGUUGGAUAAAGAACAUACGAAUCUGCUACCAGGCUAGGUUAAAUAUAUCUCCUGAUUCAAAGUAAUAAUGUCAAAAUGCACUUUUCAUUUGAUACCCUCUGUUUACUCUAUUGUUCUACUCUAGCAAAUGUACAAAUACUUAAUGUCAAAAGGUCCACUGCCUUCAGCAAUGUAUUAAUUCCAGUAUAACUCAUCUUUUUUCCUUCCAAACUACCAGGUGUGGGAGGCACAGUCUUCAAUCUUUCUUCACAUUCAUCUAGUAGGAAACACAUUUAACUAUGUAUUCAUACCACACAGUUAAGUACGAACAACCCCUAAAUGUGUUACAACUUAAGUUAUAUUACAGUACAUGUUAGUCAGUCUUUCUGGACACUUUGGGAUAAUAAAUACAAUACUGCAUAUCCCAUUGCCACACUUUACAAGUGUGAUCACUUUCUUUGAAACCCUCAUUCCUAGAAAUCCCCCCCCCAAAAAAAAACACAAAAAUAUGUAGAAAACAACAUACAAAACAUAAUUUAAGGUCCUGAACAAUCAUUCUGAUUCCCAUGUAAAAUAGCCUUUUGAGUGACUAAAACAUCACACACUAUUAGUUUUCCAAGAACACUUAUCUGAGUAAAAGUACUUUUUAUCUCAUGUCAAACAACCAGGAAGCCUGAAAAGACACACUGAGUGGGCAGGGAGGUAAUAGGCUGAGUGGGCAGGGAGCUCACCUUGACUGACAUUUCUUGGAAAAAGCCUAUGUCAAGCAACAUGGACGCAGUGUUGCGGUGAGAUUAUCUCAAGCAAAUUUGCUGAUACACAAAGCAAUGGUACAUGGUUUCACAAAAAAUGCUCCUACGGACACUGAGGAGCGGUAGUCUUGUGGGCGAAAACAGCUCGUUGAUGAGUGGUCAAAGGAGAAUGGCAAGAAUCGUACAUGCGGGCCACAGACAAAUAAAGGCGCAUUACAACAGUGGUGUGCAGAACGGCAUCUCGGAGAGCACAACUCGUCGAUCCUCGUGAAGGAUAGGCUAUUACAACAUAUGACCACACCAAGUUCCACUCCUAUUAGCUAAAAACAAGAAGCGGCUCCAGUGGGCACGCGAUCACCAACACUGGACAAUUGAGGAGUGAAAAAAGAUUCUCUGGUCCGACGAAUCCCAGUUCCUGUUGAGUCAGAAUUUGGCGUAAGCAGCAUGAGUCUAUGGACCUAUCCUGCCUUGUGUCAACGGUACAGGCUGGUGGUGUACUGGUGUGUGUUUUCCUGGCACAUAUUAGGUCCCAUGAAACCAAUUGAGCAACGAUUGAACGCAAUAGCGUAUCUAAACAUUGUUGCUGACCAAGCUCAAUAUAGCAUCUUUGGGAUGAGAUGGAAUGGGCUGUUCGCAGCAUGAAUGUACCGCCGUCCAAUCUGCAGCAACUGCGUGGUGCUAUCGCGUCAGCAUGGACCAACAUCCCCGUGGAACAUUUCUGACACCUUGUAGAAUCCAUGCCCCAAAUAAUUCAGGCUGUUCUGGAGGCAAAGUGGUCUGACCUGGUACCAGAUGUGUGUACCAAAAAAAACUGUCCGGUGAGUCAGGCUUAGUCCAUAUAUCAUGACUAUUAGUGAUAGUCAAGAAGUUUGGAUGAAUCUCCCUUUUGGCAUGUGUAAUUGUAUGACAACUGUAUCUGAGUUUUGGGCAACCCUUCUCCCGCUUUUGUUCCAUGCUGGCUGAAGACUGAGCUAGUCAGUUGCUAGCUGACACCAGACACGGCUGAAAGUAAAAACCUAAGUAUAUUUGCUUUAGAUGAAUAGGGGCAGGCCAACCUCACAUUCAAUUCGCGCAUUUAUGUACAAAAUGUAUUUCAGCAGAUUUCGUGCGUUUUUGUGCAUUUUUGUGUGGUUCAAAUCGUGCGAAAAGACACGAAUUUAACCAGUAGGCGACACACAAGCAUUUGCAACAACCAUAGACGCGAUAGCCUGUAUUUCAUUAUUUAUUUAUUUUACGUUAUGAAUAUAUAGAUAUUUUGUAUUUUUUUAUCCCUAUUAGAACAUUGUAGUUGUAUGCCUAUAUGUACUGUUUUCGAUUUUUUGGAACAGACUUUUCAGUAUAGAAUGAAUGUAAGCAAUACAUGAUGGCGAAUUGUGUUUUAUUCGGUUGUAGUUCCAUGUAUUUCUUACAAAAAACAAACGUGUAAACCAUUUUUAUUGACCAGAAUGUAACUGAAAAUACAAUAGCAGCCUUGCCGUUGUCCAAUACCAAAACACAUUUUUUUUUUCGUACAAAAUUUUGGUAAACGUAUGCAGUCAAUGUAGUCUUAAAUUUUGUUAGCCAACCAAAAUGACCAAAACGUUAACCCUUACUAAGGCUAGGGUGGAAUUGUACAAUGAGCUGGCUGAGUGUAAAUACAUGGCUCUGAGUGUAAGCACCUUUUCACUAGAAACCUUCUUGUGUUCAAAUGACCGUCAGUGCGAAAUAGCUAGAAAGCUUUCGUAUUUCCACUUGGCUGCACCUACGGUGAUGAGAACGAUAAAUCAAGUGCAAUACCUGCGUCGACCUGUGACGAGCAGCAAAACACCGGAAAGCUUCUCGGCUACCGGAAAGUUACAAGAAGAACAAGAAUGGUUACCUCAUCCGGUCAUGUGACAUUUGUUGUUUAUAGAUUGUUCGCCCACAGCAGACGUCUAGAGACCCUGGACAGAUAACAGGAGAGAGGGACCCUAGGAGGGAUGUAAAGGAGUUGAUGAAAUCCUGUUAAGACAGACAAUCAGAUGGUAUGGCCUCUGAGGACCCACAAGACCAACUGGAUGAGGCUAUUAAAAAGGCAGAACGCCUUGCUGAAGAGCUCAACCCAGAGAAGGACCCACAAGCCCAACUGGACGAGGCCAAAAAGGCUGGCUGAGGAGCUCAACCCAGAACGGGAAAAUAAGAAGAAAAAGAGAAACAAGCCUCCAGGGAUUAGGUUCAGAUGGAGACAAAGGGAUGAGAAAGGACAGAUUGUUCCUCAAACCAGGAAGGCAACUACAUCCACUUCUGUUGCUCCAAGGGCCAGUACAUCUAGAGCCAGACUAGUGCAACAUUUUGGGCUAGUCACUGAGGAGGAAGAAUUAGAGACAAGGACCAGUGGAUUGGAAUCCACUCCAGUUUUAAACAUUGAUGAAGAAAUAGCAAUACUUCAUCGAAAAAUUAACAUCCUCCUAGCUGACUUAAAAGACCCUGAGUGUUCAAAUCCUGCUGUGCCUGGUGCAUCACACAGUUGGAGUGUGAGGAAGGAACUCUCACAGGAUAGGUGGAGGGAGUCCAGGCCUGAGAUUGUAGAUUCUCUGCUGGCUGCAGAGCAUGCUUCUCAGAAGAUCUGUCAGUCAUGCAAUGUGAAAAUGGCUAUUCUGCGAUGUAGAGACUGUCUGCCGAAACAGCUUUACUGCGAAGACUGCGAUCUCUCUAUACAUGCAAAGUUCCCCCUGCACAACAGACAGUCCAUGAUCGAGGGAUUCUACACGCCCCUUCCUCCAACUACAGCCAUAUCUCUCCACAGUGAUGGCAAAUAUGCACUUCAUGAACAGGAUUGUUUCUUACCAUUGGACGUACCAGAGGUGAUAUGUGGUUGCCUGACUAGCACCUUCCAUGUUGGCCCUGGGAAACAUAUCAUCCUCAUAGGAAUAAAUGGUCUCUACAAUGUUACAGUGCCUGUGCUGACCUGCACAACCUGUCUCAGCACCUGGACAGCAAACUUGGCAGAUCUGAUAAAGAAUGGGUACUGGCCUGCCACUGUCAACUGUGACACCAUAUACCAGGUAGAUGUCUUCAGCUCUUUUGAGGAGCUGAAAGUGUCAGCCCCAGGAAUGUCCCGUCUAGCGUUUAUGCGGAUUUUGGAGCAGCGAACUGACUUCUUUGGCAGGAAUGAAAUGAUCUGUGGGGACACUUUCCAAAAAAGCUUCUUUGAGUGGACGUACUGCCGCUCUGAAAUUGAUCAGGUCUGUGAUAUACAGUACUUUGACUGCCCAGCCUGUUCACCCAGCAUGCUUGCAGUGUCAGUGGACGGGAACAAGAAGCUGUAUCGAUUCAAAAAAGGAUAUGUAAAACUAUUCAUAAUUGAUUAAAUAACACCGUACUCUAUAUCAUUUAAACAAUCCAAACAAGGUUUGCCUUUUCUUUGUCCAGUGUGAACGUUUUCAAAUGCAGUUGAGUUCAUUUUAGCUUAAAUGUUUUGCGUUUGUAAUGAAAUUAAUUAUCAACAUUGUCAAGUGUCCACAAUCAGUUACUGAGGUUGAUUGCUAUUUCAUAUGUAAUAUAUUUAAUGUAUUUCACGUAUCCUUUCAAGGACUGAUGACAAAGGAUUCUUUGAUGGCGUGUUUAUCUGCAAGGAUGAGGAUGUGUCUGACUUUGUGAACUAUGUCCAUACAAAGACUUAACAUCGUUAUGGAAAAGGGGUAUGUGGAGCAUCCCAGUGGACAGCAGCUAAAGAGUCGUCAAGGAAAACAAACGACAACUUGAUGAAGAGGGACUCGAAGUUGCCGUCUGCCGCCACGGAAUACUUCUAAGGAGCCUCAACAUGAUGCGUGGAGAGAUAUUUGCGUACCCACUGUUCUUGCAGAAGGAAUUGUCUGGCAGCAGGAACAUACAAUUCAUGUGUACAGAUGUGAUCUGCAAAUGUUGGCCAUACCUGACCAAAGUUGCCCUUCAUUGUCCAGAGCUCGCCACUCUUCUAGACAUGAAGCCACUUCUUUCCGUCAUGCAUGCAAAGGCACAUCGUUUGAAAUGCCAGAUUAAGUGGGGAGGACGGAAUCAGGAAUGAGCUGGCACAACUCUGGGGGAGGAAGUGGAACAAGGGAACAGCUUCUUGUCGAGGGCUGCAAUCUGUUCCAAGCAAAUGUCCAAAGGACAUUUUAAGGUUGUUCUAUUCAGCUAUGUUAAUACUUAUCUGGAAUAAGGACUUCUAUUUGGCUUUUCUAGCAAGAACAGACAUGCUAACCAUCCAGGCCAUGGGGUGGAACAGAAGGAAUAAGAACAACCUGCACAGAGUAUUGUCCAGAAGAUACUUGAAGAUUCAAAAAUCAUUGAAUCAGUUAGAAGCUGGGAGCAGAGGUCUCUUCUCCAUGCUUCAGAGGAGAGUCAGCAGCCUCAGAAGACACCAGGACUCUGUCAAACUGAUAUACAGCAAAGCUAUGGGCCAAGACACCUCCCUCCUAGAAAAUAACUUCAUAGAUGACCUCCUGGAAGAGGACCUAGAUGACAUCUAUGACCGCAUCCACUACAGCUUUGAUGACGAGGAAUCUAUCACAGACUGAAGGUGUUCGUUUGGGUGGGUGCAGUUUGCACUGGUUGAAAAGUGAUUCCAUUUGUUUUGCAUAUGUGCUUUAUCUGCCUUCCUAAGGAAAAAUAGUUUGAACAUUUUAUGGAAAAAAACCUUUUGUUUCUUCCUUGUUGACAAUGUGAUCAUGUGGCACAGAUUUGAGAAGGGCGCUCGUCUAUUACUGCUUUUGCCCGGUUACAUGACCAGGUCCGAUGCACCCCUUUAAAUGGCCAAUCUGCAGUUGCUACAUCCACUUUUGGAUUCUUGAAGAAUAUAAUUUAUAAAUGCCUCAUGAACAUAGUUCAACUGCCGUACCCCAUCAGAUCCCAAAAUAUAUAUUUUUUUCUACUCCAAUGUUUGUAAACAAAGUAAAUGUAAACAUACACUAGCAUGUGUCAAACUCAUUCCACGGGUGAGCCGAGUGUCUGCGGGUUUUUGCUCCUCAAAUGAUUGAUGAAUUAAGGUCACUAAUUAGUAAAUAAUUCCCCUCACCUGGUUAUCUAGGUCUUAAUUGAAAGGAAAAACCAAAAACCAGCAGAAACUAGGCCCUCCGUGGAAUGAGAUUGACACCACUGGACUAUAGCCUGGAAACAUUGUUUAAACUAUGGUUACAUUUCUCCAGCCCCAUCCCUCUGCUUUUCACAGAACCAUUGGCGGGGAGAAAGAUUUAUUGUUUCACCUGGUGAUUUCCGAUUUAAACAUUGUUAAACUGUAAUGUACUGUGCUUGUGUGUGCUAAUUAGUUUAGUUAAUAAAAAACUAAAAAAGGUAA